UGGCCGAGCGCGCCGGCGCCGCGACCGCAGACAAAGGCGCUGCUCGCGCCCGGCCGCCGCGAUCUCGGGCUCUGCCGUGGGGAAGGAGACUCUGAAAGAUGCCGCGUUCCUGCAGCCUCUCCGAGCCCAGCAGAGCACAGUCUCAUUCGAGGUGGCAUGGGUGAGGGGGUGACAGAGGAUGCUGCCCCCGUUGACGCCUCCAGAGGAGCCUGGCCUGGCAGCUGAGCACCCCUGGGAUUGGGGACUUCAGGUGUGACUUGGUGUAGGGCUCACGCACAGCUUUCUUCACUGGUGCUCACCGGGCUGGUUUGGGUUGUGGAAUCCAAGGUGAGCUGGUAGAAAGGGGAGCUGACAAAGGUAGAACGAAGCCCCUAGAAGCCUCCAGAAUCCAUUGUUGGGAUCCCUUCAUUCUGCUUGGGACACGGAGAGCAGCUCCCAAGCUGCCCGGGGCUGUGACACAACUGAGCUUUGGAUCACCGUCAGUAAAGGGACGCAGCUCAGCAAAGGCACUGCGGCCCGAAGGAACCCCUUUUAACAAAGGAUUUAAAGGGGGAAGUUUCUGUGUCUUCACUUUGUGGUCCACUGUGAUAGACAACUUGACUCUCACAUAGAUGAUGAGCCCGGUUUUUCUUUCCAAGAUGCUACACUUGAAAGAAACAUGAGCCACUGUAAGUGUGGAGGAGGGCUUGGGAGCCACAGGGGUUGGUGGGCAGCCCUCCCAGGGCGGGUUAACAAAACAGUGUGAGCCUCCGGCUUCUGCAGCUCAGCAAGCAUGGACAUGUGCCACUCCUGUCUCCAGAGAGCUGGUGGCGGUGACAUCACCACAAGAAAAAGCAUCCCUUAGCUUUGGAACUUGACAGAAUGAGGUGUGCUGGGGAAGCCACUGGCUGGGACUUGGCCUUUCCUGCCUGCCCCUGCGUCACACGGGCAGCCCCUGACCACCACUGAGCCCACAAUGGCCGAGAAGGGUGACUGCCUCGCCAGUGUCUACGGGUAUGACCUUGGUGGGCGCUUCGUUGACUUCCGGCCCCUGGGUUUUGGGGUCAAUGGGCUGGUGCUGUCAGCCACGGACAGCAGGACCUGCCGGAAGGUGGCUGUGAAGAAGAUCACCCUGAGCGACGCCCGCAGCAUGAAGCACGCCCUCCGGGAGAUCAAAAUCAUCCGGCGCCUGGACCACGACAACAUCGUGAAGGUGUACGAGGUGCUGGGGCCCAAGGGCACCAACCUGCAGGGCGAGCUCUUCAAGUUCAGCGUGGCCUACAUCGUGCAGGAGUACAUGGAGACCGACCUGGCCCGCCUGCUGGAGCAGGGCACCCUGACGGAGGAGCAUGCAAAGCUCUUCAUGUACCAGCUGCUCCGCGGGCUCAAGUACAUCCAUUCAGCCAAUGUGCUGCACAGGGACCUGAAGCCCGCCAACAUCUUCAUCAGCACGGAGGACCUCGUGCUCAAGAUUGGGGACUUCGGGCUGGCGAGGAUCGUUGAUCAGCAUUAUUCACACAAGGGUUACCUGUCGGAAGGGUUGGUAACGAAGUGGUACCGCUCACCACGUCUGCUCCUCUCCCCUAACAACUACACCAAAGCCAUCGACAUGUGGGCCGCGGGCUGCAUCCUGGCCGAGAUGCUCACGGGGAGAAUGCUCUUUGCAGGGGCUCACGAGCUGGAGCAGAUGCAGCUCAUACUAGACACCAUCCCUGUGAUCCGGGAGGAGGACAAGGAUGAGCUGCUCAGGGUGAUGCCUUCCUUUGUCAACAGCACCUGGGAGGUGAAGAGGCCCCUGCGCAAGCUGCUCCCUGAAGUGAACAGUGAAGCCAUCGACUUUCUGGAGAAGAUCCUGACCUUUAACCCUAUGGACCGCCUAACAGCCGAGAUGGGGCUGCAGCACCCCUACAUGAGCCCGUACUCGUGCCCCGAGGAUGAGCCCACCUCGCAGCACCCCUUCCACAUUGAGGAUGAGAUUGACGACAUCCUGCUGAUGGCCGCCAGCCAGAGCCAGCUCUCCAACUGGGACAGGUACCCCGUGAGCCUGUCAUCCGACCUGGAGUGGCGGCCGGACCGCUGCCUGGACGCGAGCGAGGUGCAGCGCGACCCGCGCGCGGGAUCGGCGCCGCUGGCGGAGGACGUGCAGGUGGACCCGCGCAAGGACUCGCAGAGCAGUUCCGAGCGUUUCCUGGAGCAGUCGCACUCGUCCAUGGAGCGCGCCUUCGAGGCCGACUACGGGCACUCCUGUGACUACAAGGUGGGGUCGCCGUCCUACCUGGACAAGCUGCUGUGGCGCGACAACAAGCCGCACCACUACUCGGAGCCCAAGCUCAUCCUGGACCUGUCGCACUGGAAACAGGCAGCCGGCGCGCCCCCGACCGCCGCCGCCGUGGCCGCGGACGCCGGGGCGCGCGAGGACGAGCAGGCCAGCCUCUUCCUGGAGAUCGCGCAGUGGGUCAAGAGCACGCAGGGCGGCCCAGAGCGCGCCAGCCCGCCCCCCGAGGGUCCUGAGCACCGCCUGUCUGCCUCCCCGCCCGGCCACCCUGCCGCCAAAGACGGCGGCGCCAGUCCCCAAUUCGACCUGGACGUGUUCAUCUCCCGCGCGCUGAAGCUCUGCACCAAGCCCGAAGACCUACCGGACAAUAAACUGAGUGACCUCAAUGGCACGUGCAUCUCCGAGCACCCUGGAGAUCUCGUGCAGACCGAGACUUUCUCCAAAGAAAGGUGGUGAGGGCUGAGGGGGCGCUCCGGCACAACCCCCACCCCACCCCGCUGUGGGAGGCCACCCAGGAAAGCCGGGCCUGGCAGGAGGAGGCCGCCGCCCUGGCACCUCCCCGACCCCAUCUGCCCCUCUCUGCUGCCUGGGGGUUAGCAGAACACAGGAAGGAUCCGAGGAGCGAGAGGAAUGUCCAUUUCUUAAACUGCCUUAAUAACUAGCCUUUAACCUCUGGGAGCGGGUUUGAACAGGAGCCUAGUUUGGGUUGAUCACUUUUGCCGCGAAGAGAAGGCCCUUGUGUUUUAUAAGUGGUGGCGUGCAGGGAAGAAACUGUCUUAGACAGCAGUCCGCGGGCCCUGCCUGAUGAGAGGCGGGGGAGACGGGGAUCUUGCGGGCCUGCUGUUGAAACCGUCUGGCCCAAAUAGCCUCAACUGACAGAUGAGGAAAGACAGUGAGAAGCAGAGAAGCAAAGUCUAUGUUUAGUCCCCCGGCCCCCAGCCAGUGGCUGUCCGCUUAGAAUGCCUUCCGCUGGGUCACACUGGCUUUGCAGUCAGAAAAGUUAGUCCAAGAUGCAUCUUCCCUGUGCGUGACCAUCUGGCCCAUUCCACGUUCUCUUAUUCAGAGCAAUGUUUCUUGUAUUCCAAAACUGGAAACUGAGCCAGUGUCUUCUCCCUCCUCGAGCAUAAUUUUUCUGGUGCCUCAAGUACAUAAACAUCCUCAUUUGCCAUGCCCCUGUGUUUGCCUCACUCCUGCAUGAUCUGAAAUCGGUGUUUAGAUCAGACCCGUUUGGGGUCUGCAGGAAAAAUAACUCAUUGUCCCAGGCCUGUGCACACACCUCACCCAGUCUCCUCAUGCACUUCCCUGACACAUGCUCAGACACGCGGACGGCCCUAGUUCCCCAAGGGAUAUUAUAUGUGGGUGACUUUGACGAUAGCAAUUUCAUGAAUCCCUCCAGAGCUCCCUCCCCCGCCAGCCCCGCACCUAGUGAGGUGCUCACCAUAGAGCAACUAUGUGAGGAAAAAAGAUUUCAGAUGGGCCCUCUGAGGCUUCAUUAACAUUGCCCUUGAUUUUGAUCAUCCAUUUAGCCCUGGCAAAGAGCAGGCCCUAAAGAAGUACAUUGGAGAGCAAGUGGCCGGGGGCAGAGAGGGGGGAU
Pteronotus mesoamericanus is the source of this 3848-nucleotide messenger RNA. It is a transcript of the gene MAPK4, whose product is annotated as mitogen-activated protein kinase 4. Gene Ontology annotation, molecular function: ATP binding; MAP kinase activity. Gene Ontology annotation, biological process: intracellular signal transduction; protein phosphorylation. The transcript is spliced from 6 exons. The coding region runs from base 956 to 2710 and encodes 584 amino acids. Gene Ontology annotation, cellular component: nucleus; cytoplasm. The record is from RefSeq and is a predicted model, not a curated record. NCBI's taxonomy places the organism in Eukaryota, Metazoa, Chordata, Mammalia, Chiroptera, Mormoopidae.